GCAGCUGCUUCCUGGUUCGAAGCUCGCCGAGGGGGGGAGAGCGUGAGCCCGCGGAGGCGGGGGCAGGAGGAGAGGCAGGAGGAGGCGGGGGAAGAGACGCUUGGGGCUGGAGCUAACCGGACGGGUCGCGCCGGCUCUCCGGGGAGAGGAGCUACCUGGCCCUGCAGAAGGGGCGAGUCCGGCGCGAGCCCCCGGGAAGCGCCGUGCGCUCCAAGGGGACGAUCAGGCUUCCCCGGCCCGCAGAGGGCUCGGCGCCGGGCUCCCCUCCUUUCCACCUCGGGAGGAAGGGAAGGAGGGGAGGGGAAGGUCCCACAGAGGAGGCAGAAUGGCCGGUCGAGGGGGGCUUGGGCGCUGCUUUUCCCCGGAGCUGCCUCGACUCCUGCGGCUGCCGCGAGGGCUGGCCUGAGCCGGGACUCCCCGCUCUCCCGCCGCAAGUCAGCGCGGCCCCCCGGGGCCGGGGCAGCGGCGCCGGCAUGUCGUCUGGCACUAUGAAGUUCAAUGGCUAUUUGAGGGUCCGCAUCGGCGAAGCCGUGGGGCUGCAGCCCACACGCUGGUCCCUGCGCCACUCGCUCUUCAAGAAGGGCCACCAGCUGCUGGACCCCUACCUGACGGUGAGCGUGGACCAGGUGCGCGUGGGCCAGACUAGCACCAAGCAGAAGACCAACAAACCCACGUACAAUGAGGAGUUCUGCGCUAACGUCACCGACGGCGGCCACCUUGAGCUGGCCGUUUUCCACGAGACGCCCCUGGGCUACGACCACUUCGUGGCCAACUGUACCCUGCAAUUCCAGGAGCUGCUGCGCACGGCCGGCGCCUCGGACACCUUCGAGGGCUGGGUGGAUCUGGAGCCAGAAGGGAAAGUAUUUGUGGUAAUAACCCUAACAGGGAGUUUCACUGAAGAUUUUUGGUUUCAUGCCAACCUUUUGGUUUACCCUUCGAUGUCUAUGAAAGAACUUUAG
Propithecus coquereli (Coquerel's sifaka) is the source of this 959-nucleotide messenger RNA. RefSeq names its product protein kinase C eta type-like. Lineage: Eukaryota; Metazoa; Chordata; Mammalia; Primates; Indriidae. The transcript is spliced from 3 exons. The coding region runs from base 474 to 959 and encodes 161 amino acids. The record is from RefSeq and is a predicted model, not a curated record.